AUGUUAAUUCAUAGUUUGAUAUGUGGCUUAGUCAGAUGCUCAAGCACGCAUGACCCAUUCCAAGAGCAGCUGUUUGACUUCUUCGUGAACCUGAACAAGUUCCAUUUACCCGAUGAGGCAGAUGAAGUUGAUUUUACUUCGGGAGCCCCUGGUGAUUUUGAUUAUGGCUUGUCCGGUAUUGAACAAGACUCCCAGAGCAGCUUUGACAGUUAUAGCGGAACUACAUCAGAGACUAAGAUCAAAAGACCAAGAAGAUUUACAGUUGAAAUCGAGAUCACUCCAUUUUCAUGGGGAUACAUCAGCAACAGAAACUGGUGCAUCUCUGCUAGAUCGAAUGAGUACAAGAAGAAGCUGGCCUAUACUUUUGGCUCUGGUAAUUUCGUAUUCUCAUUGACUAAAGAAGAACUUGAAGGUGGAUCUGUGAUUCUAGAGACAACUAAUAUGUUCAAGACGUACUAUGGGGAAUUCUUAUUCAGGGAUGGACAGAACCAACUCAGCCUAAAGAAGGUUGAUGACCCUGAAUACAGUUACGAAAUGUCGUAUACUGUGAAGAUAUCCAAAAGAAGAAUUGUGCACCUGAAGAAAAAGAGUGCGAUGAUUGUAAAGACAAUAAAGGCAUAUACGGAAUCAAUAGCAAAUAUGGUGACAGAAAAACAUGAAACAGGGGUAUCAGAGAGUUCAAUGGAUGUGCUUAGUUACACUGGUUCUGACAAACAGGGGCUAUUUUCAAACACACUUGCAAUACGAAGAAGUGUCCUUGUAAUUAUUCAAAGCAGGUCAAUUCUAUCAAUAAUUCCAUUCAUGCGUAAAGUAAAGGUGAUAUCGGGCUUGUAUGAACAGGAAUACAAAGAGAAUGUAAACAGACUGAAUGGAUACGAGAUACUGAAUAAGGAAGAUGAAGAUAUUAACACGCUUAAGAUGGCAAAGUAUGCCUCUGCUGCAUACAAAUUAGAAAAAUAUCCUGAAGAAAAUGUGAAUUUGCUAAUAGCUGAGAAUACAAAGGCUGAAGAUGCAGUAGAUGCAAUAUGCUUAGAAGCAAAAUGCAAUAGGAGCCAAUUACUAAUGGCAAACACAUCUGGUGACUCGUAUAUUGGAUUUAUUCUGGUUGAACAUUCACCAGAUACAUUGGUAUUAGCAUUUAAAGGUACAGGUAGAAUGGAUGAAAUAGCAAAUGACAUGAACAUUGAGUACAUUAGCUCACCAUAUGGUGACUUCUACACCCACCAGGGAUUCCUGAAGUACCAAAGUGUAUUUGAGAGUAUAUGGAUGGCUGCUAUACUCGAAUAUGCUAAAAAGUACAAGAACAUUGUCAUAACAGGACAUUCAUUAGGUGGAUCUGUUGCACAGCUCUGCUAUGUCUCCAUGGUAGAGCAGAAUAUACUGGGGGAAAGGGGACUAAAACAAACAGGCAUAUCAUGUGUGUCAUUCAGUCCAGCACCAACAGUAGAUCGGGAAUGGGCUAAUAAACAACAGGGCUACAAUAUGGUAAGUUGGGUAUAUGAAAAUGAUGUGGUUCCACAGGCAAGUAAGGGAUCAGCAAUAUUCCUGAAAGUGUGUGUAGAUGAAUUAGGACGGAGCUUAAACGAACAAAGCAAGAAACAUCUGUUGGAAAAGUGUCGGGGAAUACGAAAUAACUUCAAUGAAAAAAUCAAUCCACUCUUUCAUCCAGGAAGAGUGUAUCACCUGGCAAAUGAUGAAGAAGUCCUGAAAACAAAGCAACUUGGUUUGGAUGACUUGAUUGAAAUCAAAUUGCUAUCAUCAUCAAUCAGUGACCAUGGAAUAACGAAUUUCACUACAAUUGAAUUGUAA
Enterospora canceri is the source of this 1809-nucleotide messenger RNA. The record is from the annotation of a GenBank genome assembly. Lineage: Eukaryota; Fungi; Microsporidia; Enterocytozoonidae.